Molecule: messenger RNA, 528 nt
Organism: Phaeoacremonium minimum UCRPA7
Lineage: Eukaryota; Fungi; Ascomycota; Sordariomycetes; Togniniales; Togniniaceae
Product: putative er membrane duf1077 domain-containing protein
Exons: 3
Coding region: 1-528 (175 amino acids)
Biological process (GO): protein folding in endoplasmic reticulum
Cellular component (GO): EMC complex
Source: RefSeq, a predicted model, not a curated record
AUGUCUGAGCUGACGACAUCGCCACCCCCUUCGUGGGUCUCGGAUCUGUCCUCACCCCCGCCAUCCAAGUCGGGCAAGAGUGGUGCCAUCUCGGACCCUCCCGGCUUUCCGUCACAGGCGGUAGCUAGCAACUCUAAGAAACGAGAUGUAGCGAAAGAGACGAAAGCCCGAAAGCCCCCGACGCCCGAGGAGAUGGACACACUGAAGCUCAAGAAGGCGUGGGAGGUCGCUCUCGCUCCGAUCAAGAAUCUGCCCAUGACAGGUAUCAUGAUGUACAUGUCUGGUAACUCGCUCCAGAUUUUUAGCAUCAUGAUGGUCUUUAUGGCAUUCAAGAAUCCCAUCAUGGGCUUGAUAACUACAAACCAGGCGUUUGAAAAGUUCGAGACGGACAGCAACAAGGCGAAGAUUUUGCAAGUAAAGUUGGCAUAUGUGGCGAUGCAGUUGGUUGCGCUGGCCUUGGGAGUGUGGAAGGUGAAUGGAAUGGGUCUACUACCGUCGAUUACAGAACAACCCGGUCGGAUUGGCUAG